Molecule: messenger RNA, 3320 nt
Organism: Thalassophryne amazonica
Lineage: Eukaryota; Metazoa; Chordata; Actinopteri; Batrachoidiformes; Batrachoididae
Gene: mmp14b
Product: matrix metallopeptidase 14b (membrane-inserted)
Exons: 10
Coding region: 445-2301 (618 amino acids)
Biological process (GO): zymogen activation; skeletal system development; collagen catabolic process
Cellular component (GO): extracellular matrix
Molecular function (GO): metalloendopeptidase activity; zinc ion binding
Source: RefSeq, a predicted model, not a curated record
AGGAAGGAGGAAAGGAGCUGGCAAAGGAGGAAGUGAGGAUACUCCACGAUAACAAAGUGCGUCGGAGCACCUGGAGCAGAGCGCAAACGGCUUUUGGACGUAAAAUCACACGCACAGCGCGCGCGACUUCGUGGCCUCCCCCCGCCCCCCUCUGUGAUUUGCUUAAAAUUCCACGAGCGCAGGAAGAAGAAUGCGCUGUCUGGACAAAUAACGCCUCGCCGUCCCACUAAUAAUUUGCAUUGGUGCAAAUCUACAAAGUAUUUUUUUGUUUUUGCGCUCUACCUGCGGCCAGGAAGCCGGUUUUAAAGAUUGUAACAAAAAAAAAAACACCGAAAAAGCAAUGUUUUACAAAUAGCAGUCCGUGUUGCAUGAACUGCUAAAGGAAAAUCUUCGAUUUUUUUAUUUAUUUUUUAUUUUUUUGAGUUGUCUUUGGAAAACCGAGGGAUGGCACCAGGACUGAAGAUGGUUGUGCUGCUGGUGCUGCUGGUGUCGGAGUUGGAUCUGAGCGCACAGGGAACCACACAGAAACAAAUCAAUCCAGAGUCGUGGCUGCAGCAGUACGGUUACCUUCCACCAGGCGACAUGAGGACCCACUCUCUACGCUCCCCUCACUCCGUGACCUCAGCCAUUGCCGCCAUGCAGCGGUUCUACGGCCUCACAAUCACCGGCAUCAUCGACAGCAACACCAUGGAGGCUAUGAAGCGGCCCCGCUGUGGCGUACCAGAUAAGUUUGGUGCCGAGCUAAAGAGUAACUUGAGGAGGAAGCGAUACGCCAUAAACACUCUGAAGUGGGAGAAGAAGGACAUCACUUUCUCCAUACAGAACUACACCCCCAAGGUGGGUGAGUAUGAGACAUACGAGGCCAUCAGGAAGGCCUUCAGGGUGUGGGAGAGCAUCACUCCGCUUCGAUUCCGGGAAGUCCCCUAUAGCUACAUCCGGGACAAGGUGGAAGAAUUUGCAGACAUCAUGAUCUUCUUCGCUGAAGGUUUCCACGGUGACAGUAGCCCUUUUGAUGGCGAGGGGGGCUUCCUAGCUCAUGCAUAUUUUCCUGGAAAUGGCAUUGGUGGAGAUACCCACUUUGAUGCAGCUGAGCCAUGGACUUUGAGAAACCAGGAUCUGUUAGGUAAUGAUGUAUUCUUGGUCGCGGUGCAUGAACUGGGUCACGCUCUGGGUCUAGAGCACUCCAACGACCCAUCCGCCAUCAUGGCUCCUUUCUACCAGUGGAUGGAGACAGAGAACUUCCAGCUUCCUGAUGAUGACCGUAGAGGCAUUCAGCAACUUUAUGGGUCAGGAUCAGGCCACCAUCCCCCACCUGUGACACCACGUGCACCUGACACCAACCCCGAGUCCACAUAUCCACCAGACACGCCUCGCUUUGGCCCCAACAUCUGUGAAGGCCACGUUGACACCAUUGCCAUCCUCAGAGGAGAAAUGUUUGUGUUCAAGGAUAAGUGGUUCUGGAGACUGCGUAACAACCGUGUUCUAGAUGGGUAUCCAAUGCCAAUUGGUCACUUCUGGAGGGGAUUACCCAGUCAUGUCAGUGCAGCUUUUGAAAGGGAAGAUGGGAAAUUUGCUUUCUUCAAAGGGGACAGGCAUUGGGUAUUCACUGAAUCCGUUCUGGAUUCUGGUUACCCCAGGAGCCUGAAGGAAAUGGGCAGUGGGCUUCCUAAAGAUCGAAUAGAUGCUGCUCUCUACUACACCCCAACAGGACAGACAUUCUUCUUCCGAGCAAACAAGUAUUACCGCUUCAAUGAAGCCUCAAGAGCUGUUGAUGAUGGUUAUCCAAAAUCUAUUAGCGUGUGGCAUGGAGUGCCUGACAACAUCAAGGCUGCCUUCAUGAGCAAAGAUCAAGCGUACACCUACUUCUACAAAGCCAACAAGUACUGGAAGUUCAACAACCAGAUGAUGCGAGUGGAGCCGGGAUACCCCAAGUCAGCCCUUCACGACUGGAUGGGCUGUCCCAAUGAAGAUCCCAAGACAGAUGGCGGAAGAGGUGGUGGAGGACAUGACAAGGACAAAGAGAAGGACAAGGAACGCGAAGACAAGGACACAACUAGAGAUAGAGACAAGGAGAAAGAGAGGGAGAAGGAGAGGGAGAGGGAGGAGGAUACAGAGGUGAUCAUUAUUGAGGUGGAUGAGGAGGGACAAGGAAGCGGUGGCACCGGGGCAGCGGCGGUAGUGGUGCCGCUGUUCUUGUUGGUGUGCGUGAUAGCGACACUGGCUGCUUUGCUGUUUUUCCGGCGGUAUGGUACCCCACGCCGACUCCUCUACUGCCAACGAUCGUUACUGGACAAGGUGUAGACUGAGCAGAGCAAGAGAUUUAAAAAUAAGAGAAAAUACGCAAGAAACAACAGUAGGUAGAGUACUACACUUCAGUUUUAAAAUAUUGUUACCGCUGCCUUCUGUUCCAUCUCUAAACCACUUGAUCCUUGCAUUUUUCUUUCUUUCUUUUUUUUUUUUUUUUUUUUUGGCUUUCCUUCGCUGUCUCUGUGCUUGUGGUUACUGACGCCAGCUCAUUGCUGUUUGUUUUAGCCUGUUUUCAGUUUGAAUUUUUUUUGUCUUUGUCAGCGAUGAGAAGCUGCAGCUUUGAACCUGCAGCUUCCUGACCACCAUGUUCAUUCGUGUAAGAAAAAUGUCCCACCUUAGUUUGUUUGCAUACUUAACAUCACUCACAAAAGAUCCACAAACAUGUGGAAGCCUCAGCAGCAUAAGUCACUGUUUUUGAAAUCUUCCAGUAAGGCUACAUGUCUGAACCCGUAUGGAACCUAAAAGCAAAAAACAAAUAUUAGUCCACCCCUUAAUGAAGCAUGAGAUAUCUGACUGCAUUUCUUUUUUUAUUGAUUUGUUUAGUGUUGAUUAUUAUUAUAAAUGAUGCUGUCAUUAUUAUUAUGACAUUACUAUUAUUGUUGUUGUCCUGUGUGUAAAGAAUGUGUUUUUGUACAUUGUCAUUAAAAAGUCCUGCUGGACAGUGACAUACAGCUUUGAAAGUGGCCUUAAUUUUAUAUGUGGGGACAGUGAAUGGGGAUGCGGGUUAUAUAUUCAUGAAACUUGACUGUUUUUGUUUUGUUUGUUUUUAAAUCUUGAAUCAAUUUCUAAUGACAAUAAAUCAAUAAUCUGAAAAUGACUGCUUUUUGUCAUUGUACUUGUUUACAGUUUUUCACAUCAUGGUGCUGCGUUACAAAUCAUGGGUUUCUAAGUAGUUUAGCAACAAUGAUAAUGAUACUAGUGAUUAUGAUAAUAAUGAUAAUGCUCUAGUUUUCUAAAUAGAGAUUUGAGAUUUUGUCUUUCCACUCAUGUUUGUAUUGUUAAAUAAAGUAAUU